AUGGCAUCUGACAGGCACCGCCUAAUUGUGAGUCGAGAAGAGUAUGAUAAAGUACUGCGAGAAUUGUCAGAAGAAGAAUUACAAGAGUUGUCAGAUUCAUGUGAAUCUGAGUCGGAAGAGGUCGUUAUUGAAGAAGAAAACCACAGCAGUGACUCCGAACAAUCAACAGAGGAAACAGAUGGCCACCAGGUUGAAGAGGGGAGACAACAAACAGAGGAUUACCGUUUUUAUGUGGGAAAAAAUGAAACUAUUUGCUUGCCCUGCAGUGCGUACGUCAUCGCAGCGAAGGAGUUCUCAGCUAAAAUGAAAGUCUUCGAUUGGUUCGUCGCCUUUCUUCUUGUCAACGCACUCCAAGGUGCAGUACAAUUCCCUAUCAUUGACGAUACUGCUCCAUAUUUUGAUGACUUCCCAGGUGGCGAGUCCACAGAUGCAGUUCCGUUAGAUGUAUCCAGUUCAGAUGAAACCACCUCAAGAAACACACUGGAACCGAAGUUCAGUGAACCUGUCGAUGGGUCAGAUGUUUUGCAAAAGAGUGACUGUUCCCUGCCACCACCAGGAUGCACGUCAACUGGUUCUACAUUUGAAGAGGUUGAGUUUUUCCGGAUUACUACACAGAAACCUCCGAAGAUUACCUCUCCGUCUGUUGAAACUGAUGGUACAACGAUAGGUGUUAUGGUGUACAUAUUGAUAAUGAACAAUAAAUCCCAGCAGUCUCUCAUCUUCUGCAUAUAA
This is a messenger RNA of Schistocerca americana (American grasshopper), 732 nucleotides long. RefSeq lists its product as uncharacterized. Bases 1 to 732 code for a protein of 243 amino acids. Lineage: Eukaryota; Metazoa; Arthropoda; Insecta; Orthoptera; Acrididae. The transcript is spliced from 5 exons. The record is from RefSeq and is a predicted model, not a curated record.